AUGUCUGCCACACUCUUUGACGAUAUAUUUACGGUGUUGUCGGUGGAAACCGAAAGAUACGACAGAGUGUCCCGUUUGGUUGGACAGUCGACGACAACCCAGGACACCAAAAUCACUCUGGAUGUGAACAGCGAGCUGUUCCCUGUGCAAAAUAACGAUUCUCUGACCAUAACACUGGCCAAGUCGCUGGCUGUGGAUGAAGACGAUGCUUCUGAAUACAACACUGCUGGGGGUUCAUGGAGACCUCCAAGAGCUGGAGACAGAACCCUUGCGGACGAUUACGAUUAUGUCAUGCACGGAACCGUAUAUAAGUUUGAGGAGGGAUCUGAUGAUAAGAUAAGUGUGUAUGUUUCAUUUGGAGGGUUGCUGAUGUGUUUGGAGGGCGGUUACAGAUCUCUUUCUUCGCUUAAGCAGGAGAACGUUUUCAUUCUGAUCCGUCAUUAG
This is a messenger RNA of Kuraishia capsulata CBS 1993, 444 nucleotides long. RefSeq lists its product as uncharacterized. The record is from RefSeq and is a predicted model, not a curated record. NCBI's taxonomy places the organism in Eukaryota, Fungi, Ascomycota, Pichiomycetes, Pichiales, Pichiaceae. Gene Ontology annotation, biological process: DNA-templated transcription. Gene Ontology annotation, cellular component: RNA polymerase III complex; RNA polymerase II, core complex; RNA polymerase I complex. Gene Ontology annotation, molecular function: DNA-directed RNA polymerase activity. The transcript has a single exon. Bases 1 to 444 code for a protein of 147 amino acids.